Molecule: messenger RNA, 384 nt
Organism: Pieris brassicae (large cabbage white)
Lineage: Eukaryota; Metazoa; Arthropoda; Insecta; Lepidoptera; Pieridae
Product: juvenile hormone esterase-like
Exons: 5
Coding region: 1-384 (127 amino acids)
Source: RefSeq, a predicted model, not a curated record
AUGUGUGCCCUUUAUACUAAAGGUCUCCUCAAAACCUCACUUUACUAUUCUUUUGAAGGCAUACCCUACGCUGAAAGCGUGUCAGGUGAAUUUAGAUUUAUGCCGCCGAUACCAAAGGAGCCUUGGCCAUAUAUCCUUGAUGCAACACAAGAUGGUCCUGUGUGUCCUCAAUUGAAUGCGUUUGGAUUUUUAUCUGUUAAUGAGGAAUAUGCCUGUGGGAACGCUGGUAUAAAAGAUGUAUUGCUAUCGUUAAAGUGGAUUAACAAGAAUUUAAAAUAUUUCGGUGGUGAUAGCAGGAAAAUCACAAUAGGUGGACACAGUUCUGGGGGGACAUUAGCGCAUUAUUUGAUGCUUUCUAAAAAAACAUCUGGACUGUUUCAAUGA